Molecule: messenger RNA, 1448 nt
Organism: Trichoplusia ni (cabbage looper)
Lineage: Eukaryota; Metazoa; Arthropoda; Insecta; Lepidoptera; Noctuidae
Product: tubulin beta chain-like
Exons: 2
Coding region: 63-1415 (450 amino acids)
Biological process (GO): mitotic cell cycle; microtubule cytoskeleton organization
Cellular component (GO): microtubule; cytoplasm
Molecular function (GO): GTPase activity; GTP binding; structural constituent of cytoskeleton
Source: RefSeq, a predicted model, not a curated record
UUAGUUUUUUAAUCAGCUGUUCGGAUUUUAUUUGUUUCUUUUUGAUAAAUUAAUAGUUUCCAAUGAGAGAAAUCGUACAUAUUCAAGUUGGGAGGUGCGGGAAUCAAAUCGGGUCCAAAUUCUGGGAGGUGAUUUCCGAUGAACAUGGAAUCGAUCCCUGCGGUAUAUACCACGGCGACUCGGACCUCCAACUGGAACGCAUCAACGUGUACUACAACGAAGGCGCCGCCGCUAAGUUCGUCCCCCGAGCGGUCCUAGUCGACCUCGAACCGGGAACCAUGGACGCGAUACGAGCUGGAGUCUACGGACAGAUAUUCCACCCCGAUAACAUCGUGUAUGGAGCAACCGGUGCAGGCAAUAACUGGGCUAAAGGCUAUUAUACAGAAGGCGCAGAUUUGCUUGAAUCUGUCCUCGACGUUGUGAGGAAAGAAGCUGAGGGCUGUGACUGCCUGCAAGGAUUCCAAGUCGUGCAUUCCCUUGGCGGAGGGACGGGUUCUGGACUUGGAACGCUGCUCCUUGCUAAUUUACUCGAAGAGUACCCGGACAGGAUCACAGUAACGUACUCUGUGGUACCCAGUCCUAAAGUGUCUGAUACUGUGGUAGAGCCUUACAACGCCACCUUAGCUGUCAACCAGUUGAUAGAGAAUUCCACGCAAUCAUACUGUAUUGACAACGAAGCCUUAUAUGAUAUUUGCUUCCGGACGUUAAAGCUGACGACGCCCACUUACGGUGACUUGAAUCAUCUGGUUUCGUCGACUAUGUCGGGCGUGACGACAUGCCUGCGGUUCCCGGGGCAGCUGAACGCGGACCUGAGGAAGCUGGCCGUCAACAUGGUGCCCUUCCCGAGGCUACACUUCUUCAUGCCGGGCUUCGCACCACUAACUGCACGUGGAAGUCAGAAGUACCGCGCCCUCACUGUACCAGAGCUGACCCACCAAAUGUUCGAUGCCAAGAACAUGAUGGCUGCGUGUGAUCCUCGACAUGGCAGAUACCUCACAGUGGCCGCUAUCUUCCGCGGUCGCAUGUCUAUGAAAGAAGUUGAUGAACAAAUGUGUAACGUACAGAGCAGGAAUAAGGACUUCUUUGUCGAGUGGAUACCGAAUAACGUGAAAACAGCUGUUUGUGACAUACCCCCACGAGGUUUGAAAAUGUCAGCUACCUUCGUUGGUAACACGACAGCUAUACAAGAAAUAUUCAAACGUCUCUCAGAGCAGUUCACGUCUAUGUACAGAAGGAAAGCCUUCCUUCACUGGUACUUGUGCGAGGGUAUGGAUGAGACUGAUUUCAUGGACGCUGACAAUAACAUGAGUGACCUUAUAUCUGAGUACCAGCAGUAUCAGGAUGCGACCUCCGAAGAUCAAGAGUUUGAGGAAGAAGAGGACGGCGGCGAAGAGGUCAAUGAUAGUGAUGAAUAGAUUUUUAAUUUAUUUAAUAAAUUAUUCGUAUCA